Messenger RNA from Anopheles maculipalpis, 3297 nucleotides. RefSeq lists its product as uncharacterized. Bases 1 to 3297 code for a protein of 1098 amino acids. NCBI's taxonomy places the organism in Eukaryota, Metazoa, Arthropoda, Insecta, Diptera, Culicidae. Gene Ontology annotation, biological process: axon guidance. The record is from RefSeq and is a predicted model, not a curated record. The transcript is spliced from 9 exons. Gene Ontology annotation, cellular component: cytoplasm. Gene Ontology annotation, molecular function: guanyl-nucleotide exchange factor activity.
AUGAGCGCACGGUACAGCACAAUUAGCGGUCUGCUAGGAUUCGUCGAUCACAGUGGCAGCACUGCAGCAUCCCAGCUGGAAAUCGAAGUACUACCGGACCCGCCCGAACCGUCACCACCUAUGAGAAGAACACGGAAACGAGAUAGCCUUCGAAAGAUCAGUGUACGCCACCUGGUGAGUAAAAUAGAAAAUCGUGCCGCCGAAACGUUGGAGCGCAAUUUUGGAGGACGAUUUUCGGGCCGACUUCGCAAAGAGAAGCAUCAGCGGGAUGAAUCUUCUGCUGGCGCGUGUAGUUCGGCCGAAGCACCCACCACCUCGACCGCACGCUCCUGGUACAUGGUGCACUUAUCGCCGGAUAAACGAUCUAACCUUUCGCCGAACGAUGCGACUUCUGCCGUCUCGCUUAGCUCCAGCUUGGCUACGGACGAGGAGGACCACAACAGCGGUGGUGGCGGUGACAACGACGACAUCCAGCAAGGCGUUAUCGGGCGCGAUAAGAUAAGCGCAGAUAGGGCCGACUUUAGCCAACGAUUGCCGAACGACGAGAUAGUGGACAGGAACGAACGUAGCAUGAAAACUGUACCGGGCACACCUACCAUCGAUCGGGAAGAUUCUGGCCGAUGGAGCAUCUGUUCUGACUUUGAAAAAGAUUCUCUACCGGACGUGGAGGAUGUGUGUGACACAUGGAAUGAGUUCAUCUAUCUGCGACUAUCCGAAGAAAAUGUUAAACAUCUAAACUCCUACAGCCCGGACUUUGAAACUACUCCUUUCGACGAGUUCUACCAACCAGCAGAAGCGUCGAACACGAUCAUCUCACUACGCUUCACACCGUCCGAACUCCAUCGGAUACUGCACGGGUACGAUUUGACGGAGGUCAGCGAAGACGAAGAUGACGUCCAGUCCCACUCUUCCCACACGUCGUACGGUUCCGACGGUGUGUUUGAGGACGCUCGCUUGCAAGCGUUUACCGAACCACGCACCACCCCAUCGGAGGAUUCGCUCGACGAGGGUGUCGUGUUUCGAGACAGCCCAGUGGAAUCACCGGAACCGCAUCUUCAUCCAAGUGAUAUUGACAUCAAAAUCUCGUUCCUCAUCGAAGAACUGCUCGACACGGAGCGGAACUACAUCAACACGCUCGAGAAAGGUGUCGCCACCUACAUCGACGGUGUGUUUAACGAUCACACACCACCCGAACUGAGCGGAAAAAAGUAUCAUCUGUUCGGGAACCUGCAGUACAUCUACCGCUUUCAUCGGAACAUCUUCCUGCCGAAGCUGUUGACGGCGGGCAACGAUGUGGAGCACAUUGCCGACGCAUUCGUGCACUUUCUCGACAAUGAAAACUUCUACGGGUACGUCCUGUACUCGAUGUAUCAUCCCAAGUCGCAGCGACUGUGCGAGCAGCAUAUCGAGUUUUUUCGCGCACAUCAGCAGCUGCACGGUGAUAAGCUGGGCGUGAAGAGUUUGAUACUGCAGCCGAUACAACGGUUGCCCCGGUACCAGCUGCUGCUGACAAGCUUGUUCAAGCAGCUGGUCAAGAAGCCUGGCGCGAUCAGUCGGAACACACAGCUACACAAGGUUUGCGUGGCGGAGAAGCGGCUCCAGACGCUGAUAGGGAUCAUGAACGAGUCGGUUACGAUCAACGAUAUUCUGCAGUGCGAAAAGGCAGAAGACGACGAAGUGGAACUGGGCUUUGGAGUUCCCAAACCGGCCAUAGUGCUCAAAAAUCAAAACCACGACAACCAGGUGCUGUUCCUGUACCCUAAAGACAAUGAGCAUGUUGAUCGUAAUAAGCCCAUCAACAUUCUUCACCAAGGCAAAUUCCGCAGUGCGUUCCCCGUGUUCAUACACGAUCUGCGGCUCAAGCGGCAGUAUCAGGGCCGCCUGUUUGUUUUCGAACGUUGUGUGAUCUAUGCGGAACAGCUCGAAAUUAAAUCACUCAUGUACCGCGGCCAUUACACCCACCAAGAGAUCGAGUUUGACUUUAGCAAUCGACAGAUCUUAAAGCUUUCCUCCCGGCGGCACGAUCGGCUAGACAUUGAGGUGAAGAUAAACAUACAGAACCCUGGCAAAACGCACCUCCCGGACAUAAUGAUGGCCAUCAAGACGAUCAUCGAUCGACGAGAUCAGCGGGAAAGCUUUGCGAUCGAUUGUGGCGGUGAGACACAGCUGGCGGCAGUUCGGGACACAUUUUCCUGUCGCAAUUCUAGCUUCCGUAGCAGUAUCUCCAGUGCGACCAGUGAUUCUAGCUUCUACAGUGUGUUUAGUGGUCCGGCGAAUGGUGGAAUACCCGAAGAGGAUGAAGCGGGCUCUGCAUCUCAACGUGCUGGAAGCGUUCUAUCGGAAUGUGGUUCGAUCGAAACGAUGCUUCACUUUCAGCAAAACUUUGAACGUGCUCUGGACGAGUGUACGAAUCUUUACAUCCGCACACUGCCCGAGGACGUGGCUGGCCAGCUGGAAGAGAUGGUGGAGAUACUGGACGAGAUGUUAACGACUCAGCGUGCCAUCAAUCAGCGACUGUUCGAGCAGGAGUACGAACGGCUUAGCUGUGACAGUGAUCUGCAGUACUUUUGCAGUGUGUUUCAGGACUGUUUGCGGCGCGGUGAAUUCGAUGUGUUUCUCCGAUACGUUGAGCACAUCAAGACAGUCGAAUCGAUGCUGAUGAGUUUCGAGCAGUACCACUCCAACAGUCAAUCGAAAUCGGGCACAGCUGCCUCAGGGACGUCUCUCUCGAUCGAUGCCUUUCUCUAUCUGCCGAUCAAGUACAUCAAUCGGUGUCAUCAGUUUUUAAGCGUUGUCUGGAACCAGAAAGAAGAGGACCGCGCGGACCAUACGGGACUUAAGCAGGCUGAGCUGCGCUAUGUGCAUGAUCAGAUGGCGCUUAUCCAGCGUCGGGUGAACGAAAAUUAUCAAAUCCGCCAGCUGAUUAUGGACGUGCAGUUUCUCAACGAGAUCGGGCUGGUAAAACACUCCGAGAUCGUCAAGUUGGAAGGAUCGUAUGCACUGUUUCGUUUACUGCUCACCAAAACUGGACUACUGUGCAUGAAGAUCAAUGCUGAACAGCAUAAAGUCGAAACGUAUAGCAGUGUAACAUUCUACUGCCCUUACACAAAACUGUCGGCCCGGACUAGCAAGCGAACCGGCACUGUCUGGUACGUCUAUCUGGACAGUCGAAAGACGACACUAAUCUUUCCGUCCCGUAAUCUGCGUUACCUUACGGUCGAACAGUACAACACGCUAUCCGCUCAGAUGAAGCAGAAGGAGCGCGAAAAGCGAAGAUCAUUUUUCUACGUUACCUGA